AGGAGCAAAUCAAAAUGGCGAGCCAAGAGGAGUCUGUGAGGGAGUUCGUCGCUGUUACUGAUGUGGACGAGGAGAGGGCCCGCUUUUUCCUGGAGUCCGCCGGCUGGAACCUGCAGCUUGCACUCGCCAGUUUCUUUGAGGAUGGAGCUGACGACGAUAUAGUGACGCUUCCUCAGCCUGAGGGAGGCUCCUCAGUGUCCCGGUCUGCUGGGCCGAGCUCUCAGCCCAGAGUGACCUCCUUCAGAGAUCUGAUGCAUGAGGCAGAGGAGGAGAGCGAUGAGGAGGAAGGCCAAAGGUUUUUUGCGGGUGGAUCAGAGCGCAGUGGGCAGCAGAUCGUCGGGCCUCCUAAAAAGAAGAGCACCAAUGAGGUCGUAGAGGAUUUGUUUAAGGGGGCAAAAGAACAUGGGGCUGUGCCUCUGGACCGGGCUGGACGUGGACCAGGAGAAUCCAGCAAAGCCAAGGCCUUCAUUGGUGGAGGCUACAGGCUAGGCGCAGCUCCUGAGGAGGAGUCCGCCUAUGUGGCUGGAGAGAGGCAUGCCUCCAAAAGCCAGCAGGAUGUACACGUGGUGCUGAAGCUGUGGAAGACCGGGUUCAGUCUGGAUAAUGGUGAGCUCAGAAACUACAACGACCCUGGAAAUGCCAGCUUCCUUGAGGCAAUCAGAAGGGGGGAGAUUCCCCUCGAGCUGAGGCAGCGGUCUCGAGGGGGCCAGGUCAACCUAGACAUGGAGGACCACAGAGACGAGGACUUUACCAAACCCAAGUUGGCCUUCAAGGCCUUCGGAGGCGAAGGACAGAAGUUGGGAAGUGCCACCCCAGAGUUAAUUUCAGCACCGGCCACCUCCCAGCAGGACCAGGCUGCCAACGAGGCCCAAGCCAGCGCCUCCGUCAACCUCGACUCCUCGCAGCCCAUCACCAACAUUCAGAUCCGACUGGCUGACGGCAGCAGGCUGGUCCAAAGGUUCAACUAUACCCACAGGGUGUCCGACCUGCGCCAGUUCGUGGUGGAGGCACGGCCCGCCAUGGCUGCCAGAGAGUUUGUGCUCAUGACCACCUUCCCCAACAAGGAGCUGUCGGACGAGAGCCAGACGCUGCAGCAGGCCAACCUCCUCAACGCCGUCAUCGUCCAGCGGCUACAAUGAAGACGGAGCAAGAGCAAGCCCUCCCCACCCCCACCCCCUGGUGGUGUGGCAGAGUAACUGCAGCUCAGUGAAACCUGCUGCCCCUUCCGAGAGGAGAAAACAGACUUAUGUAUGGACUUCUAAUUUCUGAUAUUUUGUUUUUCUAAAGUGAAACAUAACAUUCUGCCCCCCAGAUUCCCAGAUUAUCAACCCCACCCCCCCUCCCCUGUGGGCUGUGGCGGGGGGGAACGGGGGGGAAAAAAUCUUCCAGCGUGAACCAGUUAGGAGCUGUCGAAAAGGUGACACGUGCUGUUAAAUUGUGGUUUUGAUGGGGACGUGUGUACUUGACAGCAGUAGAUGGUCGAACCCAAAAAAACAGCAGCAGUCCAGCUUUCUGCAGAGCAGUUUGGGUCGCAGACAUGUUCACUAAACCUGGCUCUUUCUUUACCCCUUUCACUCGCUCCUCAUGUUUCCUCCUCUAUCAACCUUCAUUUGGCCCCUCAGCAGUGUUUACUAUCAAGUGUGAGGGCCUCACCACAUCCUUGCAGCGGCAGACUCCCAGUUGGUUUCUGUCUCAGCAGCACAAACCAGAACCGCAUAAAGAAUACUAGUUGUAUUGAGGUAAAAGUACACGUUGAAAAUGUGGUUUUGUACAAGUUUCCCUUUCUCUCUGCAUAUUGUUAUUGGGGAGAGAAGUGUAACAGUGUAACAAAACUGGGGACUUUUCCCUGACCAACCUCUACCAGUAGCCUUACGCUCCUUUAUUCACCUCCAGACCCCCCCCCCCCCCCUUUGCCCAAAUGAAGAUGGAGUUAUUUUUUUAAAACUGCCCCCCUCACCCCUCUCUAUUUCCUUCUUUUCCUUUACAGAUUGUAGGAUUGUCCCAGUUAGACCGUGGCAUUUUGAUAUCGUGUAACGUGAAAAUCAGUUACACGACAUCAGUUAUUGUCAAAGCGAUGGUUGAAGCUAAAGAACGUAUAGAUUGUAAACACUGGUUUGUAGAAGUGGAAGUUGAAAUUCCUGACACACUGACAUCUUCUAUGCAUCCUGGGGCAACACGGAAAUAUGUUUGGACCUCUGGUAAAAUAAAUCCAUUUUAUGGUUGAUGUACAAAGAA
Plectropomus leopardus (leopard coralgrouper) is the source of this 2235-nucleotide messenger RNA. It is a transcript of the gene nsfl1c, whose product is annotated as NSFL1 (p97) cofactor (p47). The record is from RefSeq and is a predicted model, not a curated record. Lineage: Eukaryota; Metazoa; Chordata; Actinopteri; Perciformes; Serranidae. Gene Ontology annotation, molecular function: ubiquitin binding. Gene Ontology annotation, cellular component: nucleus; cytosol. Gene Ontology annotation, biological process: autophagosome assembly; membrane fusion; Golgi organization.